AUGAGUUUAUCAAGCACAUACCUUUCCAAAUCCACUUCAAACGAGCGAGUACCAACAUGUUUACUUCUCAGUGGCAUCAGUGGCAGCCUCCCGCACAUAGUUUGUGCCGAUGUGGAUACCAGGAGUGGCCGAGGGGUAGGCCGCGCUGUUCCACUGGCCAUUGUUGUACCGGUUUUUGUAGCCAUUGUUCAACUGGCCGUUGUUGUAGCCGUUGUUCCACUGGCCGUUGUUGUAGCCGUUGUUCCACUGGCCGUUGUUGUACUGACCGUUGUUGUACUGGCCGUUGUUGUACUGGCCGUUGUUGUACUGGCCGUUGUUGUACUGGCCGUUGUUGUACUGGCCGUUGUUGUACUGGCCGUUGUUGUACUGGCCGUUGUUGUACUGGCCGUUGUUCCACUGGCCGUUGUUCCACUGGCCGUUGUUGUAGUUGUCGUUGCCGUUCCAGUUGCGAGCAAUCACGACCGACGAGGGGGUAGGACGCAGGCCGCCGCGGUAGCCGUUGUUCCACCGGCCAUUGUUGUAGCCGUCGUUGUAGUUUCCGUUCCAUUCAUUCUCACAGUUCCAGUUGUCGCCGUUGUUCCAGUUGCCGAUGCGGUUGCAGCCGCGGUUAGAGUUCCACCAUGCAUUGGUGUGCUGGACCCAGUUGCGCUUCAAGACGACCGCCGAGGGAGUGGGCACGUCAAGAAUGGUCUCGCCGUCGUUCCACUCGUCGUCGUUGUAGCCCUCAUUGUUAUAGCCCUCGUUGCUGUAGCCAUUGCUGUAGCCAUUGUUGUAACCCUCGUUCCCGUAGUUCUCGCCAUAUUCCCCGCCGUUGUUGUACCACUUGCGCUCCAGAGUCACAGAGGGAAUAUCGAGCUCCUCGUCGUUAUUGUAGCCUUCCUCGCUGUAGCCAUUGUUGUAGCCGGGCUCACCCUCUCGGUACCACUUGCGGUCCAAAUGCACCGUAGGAAGGUCGAGCAGGUCGUCAUCCUCAUAGCCAUGGUUGUAGCCGUAGCCAUUGUCGUUGUUGUACUCAUCGCCGCGGUACCACUUGCGCUCAAGUGUGACCGACGGAGUGGGUAUGUGGAUCACAUCGUUGUCAUGGAAGCCCUCCUCGCCGUAACCAUUGUUGUAUCCUUCCUCGCCAUCGCGGUAGCCAUCAUAGUUGCGCGCCAGGUUUAUAUGAGGAUGCAUCAGCGCAUUCAUAUUGCGGUGCUCCCAGUUGGGGCGGCGGUAGCGGUACCUUCCCCGCCAGUUCCGGCGCAGGUGCACGUUGCCUGCGUUAAGGGCGCCGGCGCCGAGGCCAGCACCAGCUCCCGCACCAACGCCUGCUCCGAGGCCAGCUCCGACGCCUGCGCCCAGACCCGCGCCGACACCUGCGCCAGUGCCCACACCCGGAACGCCCACUCCAGGAAUGCCGACACCGGGUCUCGCCGCCCCAAUGCCCCCAGCCCCGACACCGUUGUGGGGAUAGGUCUGUCCGGGCAUGUACUGACGCGCAUAGUUGCCCUGGGAUUCGGAAUUGGGGUCGGAUUGCUCAGGCAGAAAGCUGGGAUCGAUAGGGACGGCGAGGGCCGUCAAGGGAGAGGCGGCCAAGAAGAGAAGGCCGUUGAUCCAGGAGUAGCGCAUGUUGGGUGUCAAGACUUGCUGUCUUCACUGGGGCAAAAAGAAGAAAUUGAGAGUGUUCUCGAAUAUAUGAUCUCGAGAGCUGUGCUGGCUGGAGAUGAAAACCAAAACUGGUCGAGCAGGGUGUAUUUAUACCUCCGCUUGCAGAGCCUAACAUGUCAUACCACAGAGGUGAUCUUGCUUCUAGAACAGCUCGCCGAGCUGUCUGCCCUAGCUUGUGCCAAUGCAUCACGCUGUCUGGACUGGCGACGGUGUUUGAUCUGCAAGGGACAGCAGUGA
Penicillium riverlandense is the source of this 1884-nucleotide messenger RNA. RefSeq lists its product as uncharacterized. Bases 1 to 1884 code for a protein of 627 amino acids. Lineage: Eukaryota; Fungi; Ascomycota; Eurotiomycetes; Eurotiales; Aspergillaceae. The transcript has a single exon. The record is from RefSeq and is a predicted model, not a curated record.